Messenger RNA from Prorocentrum cordatum, 1300 nucleotides. Lineage: Eukaryota; Dinophyceae; Prorocentrales; Prorocentraceae. The record is from the annotation of a GenBank genome assembly.
CCGAGAGGCAUCCAAGACGCCCCUGACCCGCGACCCAGGCACAGGCCCUGAUCCGUAGUCAUUCGGCCCAAGCUCUGGUCCAGGCCCCGGUUCAAGUCAUGUGAGGCUCCAGCGACCGCGUCCCGAACAUGUCCACGUUCUGGGGCCCAGCACGGGGACAUGCUCGCUGGCUUUAUCCGCCUGCUGGGUUUUCGCUGUGUGUCUUGGCAAGUGUGCCGCUGUGCGAACGAGCCGGCACCCUGAUCGGGAGUGCGCGUGGUGUGGCGGCACUUGGGCCACGUCCUGAGCCGUCGCCGCGAGCGCCAUCCCCUGAGUCGCGACUGGAGCCGCCUGCACUGCCGCUUCCGCCAAGACCUGGGCCUCAGGCACCGCCGCCGACGACGGCGACGCCUUCAGCACCGACGACGCUGGCGGUGCCACCUCCAGCACCGAGGCCGGGACCUCCCCUCGGAGCGCCCGCACCGGCGUGCAGGCACGAGCCGGGCCGCACGCCCAGGCCCCCGCGGGUGGUCUCGCCCGGAGGGUCGGGGAGCAGCUUUUUCAUCGACUACCUCUGGCACGAGGGCGGUCUCGAUAUGCGCUUCGAGAACAAGCCUGGGGUCAAGCACGGACUCGGGGACGGCAGCGUCUUGAAUAAAACGAUCUACGUGUACCGCGAGCCAUCUGCGGCUGUCCACAGCUUAUACAGGCGCAACCUCCAGAGGAUGUGCAAUUGUUGGUCGAAACGAGCAACCCUGCCAGGAUCGAUCGUGCAGCGGCUUCUCUUGGCAGCAGUUUAUUGAGUUUGCAGGCAAGAUGAAGAGGGAGCCGUGCAAAGGGAGGCACUUCCAGAGCUGGGCAGAGCUCCCCAACGUCAUGUUUAUCUCACUGGAAACCUUGCCUAGGGACGCCCGCCGAGUUGCUUGCUUCAUUGGUGCCCGUCCAGACCUUUUCGAUGGUAUGAUUGCUGGUCUGAAGCCUGGUCAUUCAAACGCUAGCCAGCUCUCCAACAAUUCUGAUUCUGAUUUUGUUCGCGCUUACUCGCGUCAUUUUGCAGACAUCUUGGAAGUGGCCGCCAGGGGGCCGAACUUGUCGAUGCCAGAGGAGUACGGAGGGGCCGCCGAAGACGAGCGCAUACGAAGAUGCUGUUUCCCGCGGAGCCCUGGCGGCACGUUGGAGGCCCCAUCCUGGGAGUGAUGGAGUGGGGGCGCAUUGUCUCGGCGGCGAACGCAAGCUAGCGGGGCGAGAGGGGCGGCCUGCUCAGAAGCUGGGGGGGGGCUUUCCAAAACACCAAACAACAAGACAUAGGUUGCGUAUGUCC